AGUUCACACAGGUUUAGUGUAUCGCUCGAUCGAACUUAUUCGGAGCUAUUCGGAACGAGUCGACACAACGCUAGCAAAUAGCCUGUUGCGCAGAAAAUGGGGAAACGCAACACAAAUUAAUUAGCAAUUAACGUGCAGUAAAUAAACUGCAAUACGCGAGUUAAACAAAAGCAUUCGGAAAACGUAUAGGAAAAAUCCAAACAAACUAAAUAAACAAACACGAUUCGAGUAACGACAACGCAGUCACUUGCCGCAGCAAAACGAAACAGAGAAACAGAAGCAAAACAGCAGUAAAACAAGAAGCAAGUCGCGCACGGCACAAUUAAAAUAAAAAAUAUAUGAAAUAAAAAUAUAAAUAUAAAAUAAAGUUUAUUUUUGUGUUUUUAGGCAACUGUCGCGUGAUCGUUUCUGCGCGCCUGUGUGUUGUGUGUGUAAAAAUAUUUAAAAACAAAAUCUUCUGCGCAGACAGACAGAAGCACAGGGCUGGACGCAAGGGGCGAAACAAUCAAAAAGCAGCAGACAGAUAAACAACAACAGCAGCAACAUCAACAGCUAAAACAACAAUAACAACAAUAAUAGCAGCUGUAGCUGUAGCUGUGCUCGGUGACGCGGCGCGAGGUGCUCGUCGAGGUCAGUUCAGCACAUUUCGCGCACGGCCGUUUUGUGCGUUCGAUCGCCGCCCUCACUCCGUUCCUGGACCGUACAACGACCACCCGCGAUUCUCGACGAAACAACAUAAAAGCAUCAGCAAACACCGAAAAAAGUUAACAGACUCACGCGCAACUCUUUUUAGUUUUAUUGCUUAACUGAUAACCCGAACUGGCUGAUAAAUAUCAGAGCGACAAAAGCAAUAAUAGCAACAGCGACAACCACAACAAAAAGUGCUGUGACAAAUUAUUGCAAUUGUCCAAGCCCCAAAAGCUAAGUGCGAAUGCGAAUGCGCCCUCAAUUUGUAUGCCACACACACACGCACACACAUAACCAUUCGCUUAGUUAUUGCCGAACGCCCGCUGACGUCAGUCGGGUGGAUCGUUAUCGUUAUCCGAAAAUGGUGAUACCGGGGCCAGAGGGGCCCAGCACAGGCGCCAUAACCACAGCCGGGUUCAAUCGUACCCCCUUGACUGAGCUAAGCUCCGAGACGCGUCGCCAGCUGGCAUGCAUGCUCAAUCGCAAGAAGGUGCUGCGCUCCGAGGAGGGCUACGAGCGGGAUUGGCGGGGUAUUGCCUCCCUAUCGGGUCAACGUGGCUAUGUGGACGAAUUUGCCAACAUGCCCAUGGACCUGGUGCUCAAUAGCUGGAUCAAGCAUAAUCCGCAAACGGCCGAAGUGGGACAUCUAGAGCAAUUCCUGGGCAUCAUCGAUCGCUGGGAUGUGCGCGAUGACAUACAGGAGAAUCUAUCCAAGGAUACAGAUCGUUAUAAUGUAAAGCAACAGCAGCUGGAGCAAUUGACGCCCACGCCCACUGUCAAGUGUGUGGAGCGUAACAACAAUAGCUUAGCACGCGAUGUCAAUUUGCUGAGCAUCGAUGAUGAGAAAUGCUUGCAAAAUGGACAGCCGCUGCCUCGCUACAAUGCCUGUGUGCUGUACGCCGAGGCGGACAUUGAGCAUGCGACGGACAUCAUGAACAAUCUAGAGUCUCCGCCCUACAAUCUCAAGCUCUUCUUGCGACAUCGGGAUCUGCUGUUGGGCGUGCCCUUUGAGCAUGUCGAGCUGUCACAGUUCAUGGCCACGCGCUGCAACCAUUUGAUCGUUGUGCUCACCGAGGAAUUUCUGAAGAGUCGCGAGAACACGUAUCUGGUCAAUUUUACACAAAAGCUGCAAAUCGAGAACAACUCACGCAAGAUAAUACCCAUAUUGUACAAACACAACAUGACUAUACCCCAGACGCUGGCUAUUUAUACGCAUGUUAACUAUUCGGAUACAUCUAGCUUGUUCAAUUUCUGGGACAAGCUGGCACGUUCGCUGCAGGAUGUGGAUGCUGCGUCCAUUUACAGUGCCAAUCAGCAGCUGCUUACACCGCCGGCAACGGAAGCGCUUGCUCAGCCGGAAACGCCGCGCAUCUUAAUCAACGAUGCGGACGUAACAGACCUAUCUGACUGGAAUCUAAACGAUACAAAGCUCAAAUCCAUGUCGGGCAAUACGACGGCGCCGUUGCCCGAACUGAAAAUCAAGCGCAAAGAUAAAAUUUUUCAAAAACUAACGCUGAACUUUGGCAGUGCAGGCAAGCCGCUGCGACAUGCGCACUCAGUCAGUGCCAUCAAUAUGCAGGAACAGCAGAACACACUGAACGCUAGUAACUCCAAUCUAUCGACCUAUUCGGAGAACAAGAAGCGCUCCAACAAGUGGAGCACCAAGCUGCUGAAGAAGUUUACGCGCAGCAGCACAAAGCUGCAAACGCCUUGCUGAGAGAGAGCGAGAGACACAGGAAGAGGCAGAGGCAGAGGCAGAAAUAGGCAGCUGUGCAACAUGUGAAUUUCCUUAAAUUGCGCCCCAUUUGUGGGCAUGCAAACAUCAUCAAUCAACCAAUCAAUCAGUCAAACAAACACAAACCAUCCUUCAUUUGAUAGUGAUUAUAUACUUAGCCCUUACAACCUAAAACCUAAUCAAGCCAACUAACUUAAUGUAUUUAGACGCACUUGUUAAACUAUGUAAGUCAAACAACGAAUAAAGACAAUAUAUAUACAUA
Drosophila hydei is the source of this 2684-nucleotide messenger RNA. RefSeq names its product myeloid differentiation primary response protein MyD88 (gene Myd88). The coding region runs from base 932 to 2404 and encodes 490 amino acids. Gene Ontology annotation, biological process: positive regulation of canonical NF-kappaB signal transduction; defense response to Gram-positive bacterium; innate immune response. Gene Ontology annotation, cellular component: plasma membrane. Lineage: Eukaryota; Metazoa; Arthropoda; Insecta; Diptera; Drosophilidae. Gene Ontology annotation, molecular function: Toll-like receptor binding; TIR domain binding. The record is from RefSeq and is a predicted model, not a curated record. The transcript is spliced from 5 exons.